ACCAAGGCAAAAACAUGGAAGAACAGAAGAAGAGUCCUGUUCUAGUUCACCUAGAACAGAAGAAUCCCGCUCUCCAUCACCAAGAACAGAAGACCCCUACUAUAGAUCACCAAGAACAGAAGAAUCCUACUCUCCCUGUCAAUGUUGAUGAUACAUUUUCAUUCUCGUCCGAAAAUGAGUCAUUUCAACAUCAACAAGAUGAACAAGAAUCCGAUUUUGAAUUUGGAUCGAUUACACCAGACUCGCCAACAAGCGAUUCAUGCAAGAAUUCUCCGGCUGAUUUAUUGUUCUUCAACGGCCAACUUCUACCUCAUGUUUUCCCGUCAUUUUCAAGUACAGAUUCUUCAACUCGGACAAGUCGUACCGGCAGCAUUAGAAGUAAAGAUUCGUUUACAUGGGCAUCUCGAAGCAAUAGCAACAACAGUAGAAGCAGUUUCAGCAGUAGUAGCAGUACUACUCAAACUAGUAGUCCGAUAAGCCAUGCAUUAAGCCCCAAUCCGACAUUGAAGUAUUCAUUAUGUAGUGGUGAUCACAUUGAUCUUGUCAGUGCCAAAUCAAAACCUAUUGUUGGGGCCAGCAAGAAUUCCACCACCAAGAAGCCAGUCCGAGUACAACCUUCCACUAUGCCAAAAUCGAAGUGGCAAUUUAUAAAACCGGCACCAAUUUUAACAGCUACAACAGAUAUGUGCCGGAAUAAGAAAAUUGAGAUAGUGGCCGUUCAUCAAAAGCCGAAAACAAAAAAGCAAAUCAAGACAAAGAAGAAAAAAAGUAGAUCAGCACGAUCAUGGUUUGGGUGGAGAAUUUUCAGGUCAAUUUUAUGGGCUUGUCGAGCAUGCCAUGCUCUUGAGCCAUAAAAAAAUUUCGGGGUUAAUCCAUUUAAUGGCCAUAAAUAUGCUUAAUUUGGUGUGCAUGUGUGGUUACAUGAUCAUAUAUAUGUAGCAAGUGUCGGAUAUUCAGAACUAUCAAUUAAGUGUUCUUCCCGCAAAUCUAUCAAUUAAGUGUUCU
Molecule: messenger RNA, 1005 nt
Organism: Papaver somniferum (opium poppy)
Lineage: Eukaryota; Viridiplantae; Streptophyta; Magnoliopsida; Ranunculales; Papaveraceae
Product: osteocalcin 2-like
Exons: 1
Coding region: 15-854 (279 amino acids)
Cellular component (GO): plasma membrane
Molecular function (GO): kinase inhibitor activity
Source: RefSeq, a predicted model, not a curated record